AUGACUGCGAAACAAACUCCCGAGUUUACGUUGAGACUUCGAGCUUCCACUUUAUCACGUAGAGCAAGAGAAGCCGCUGAUUACUCGGAAAAGUCCAAUAAUAAAAUCAAAAAAACAAUUGACGAAACUACCAAAAAAUCUAAACCAGAAAGAACGACUAAUCCCAAAAGUUCAACUCUCACCUCCUCUCCCACCUUAAAAAGAACCAGAAGAGGUAAAAUGUGUAGUAAUGCUGAUAGUGAUGAUGACGGUGAUGACGGUGAUGACGAAGAUCCUUCUACUACAACAGACACUACAACUAAUGUAUCUAAUAAGGGUAAAAGCAAGGUGAAAACAAAACCAUCAAACAAAGGAAAAUCAAGAUCAAGUAGUAGUAGUAAUAAUAAGGGAAAGGCAAAAUCAGAUUAUGAAUCUGAACAAACAAUGAAUAAUGAAUCUAGUAAGGAAAAUAAAAAAAAAUCCAAGGCAUCUAAAUCUAAAAAGAGAAAGAAGGUAGAGGAAGAAAAAGAGGUAAAAUUAGAGCCGUAUGAUCCAAUUCUUGUAAAAGAGCUUGCAAAUGAAUUUCCCGAUCGGUACUGGGAAUUUAAUGCUGAAAGUGGCUAUGGAAUGGUCAAUUAUAUUAACGAGCAAUAUCCGCUCGAAUUAAUUAAAGCAGGUGUACAAGAUCAAGGUCCAAUUACUGGAAUGAUCCUUUCACCUGAUGGCACAAUGCUUGCCACAUUUUGUAAUAUUGGUUGUGUGAGAAUAUGGGAUGUAAAUGAUUUUCAAAUGCUCCAAAAAUUAAUAGAUACAGAGGAAAAGCAAAUUGAUGAAUAUUAUGUUGGAAGAUUUAUUCCAAGUCAAACACAUAUUGUUGUUGGAGGAAAAGUGAAAGAUCGUCACAAGUGGUCACCCGCUGACGAAGAUAAUCAUAUUUUACCUUGUCCUUUAAAGAUAUUUGAUGUAAUCACAGGAAAAUGUAUUGGCAAACUUGAAGGUCAUGCCGAAGAAAUAUUGUGUAUUAAAACUCUUAUGUUCAAUGGAGAACCUUAUUAUAUAACCAGUAGUCAAGAUGGCUAUAUUAUCAAAUGGAAAAUGGAAGAUGACUGGAUCACUCUCAUUGAUAAAAAACAUAUGGCGGAUGGGAUUACUUGUAUGGCCUUUACUGUUUCAUUUGUUCCUAACACUGGAAAUAAAUAUUUCUUGGCUGCUACAGAUGACACUUGCGUGCAAUCUUUUGAUAGUAUGUAUACUCAGUACUGUGACUGUGGAAAAUUUAUUAAUCCCGUUGAACCUAUGGAAGAAAAAGUAGAUGAUGAUGUAAUACUGGUGGAGUCUAGUAAAAAGGCUAAAAAAAGAUCACUGCCACCUCAAACUGCCUAUUAUGUGACUCGUGGUGUUGAAUUGUUAGAUCUUAAUGGUUCUCUAAUAGCAUCACGACAGAAUGUUUGUAAAUUAUUUAAGUUGAUAUAUCCAACCAAAAAAGGUGGUAAAUUUGAAUUAAAAGAAUAA
Entrophospora candida is the source of this 1491-nucleotide messenger RNA. The record is from the annotation of a GenBank genome assembly. Lineage: Eukaryota; Fungi; Glomeromycota; Glomeromycetes; Entrophosporales; Entrophosporaceae.